Dentiscutata erythropus is the source of this 292-nucleotide messenger RNA. The record is from the annotation of a GenBank genome assembly. Lineage: Eukaryota; Fungi; Glomeromycota; Glomeromycetes; Diversisporales; Gigasporaceae.
AUGAAUAAAUAUUCUUGUGGUCAUUAUUAUCUACCAGAAUCUUUUAUCUAUAAAGGAAAAACCAAUAAAACGUGUUCAAAUUGCCUUAUUUCUAAAGCUAAAAAAAGAAAAAAAUUAGAAAAUAAUAAAACUGAAACUACUAUAAAAAUGAUCUUGUCACAUACUCUUUGUGAUUAUGUAGCAAAACUAAUUUCAAAUGUUGUAAAUACUAAUAGAAUUUCAUUUGAGAUACGUAUUGACCUUACUAAUCUUAAAUCAAUUGUAAGAUUAAUUGUAGAUAAAAUUGAGGAAG